This is a messenger RNA of Chelonoidis abingdonii (Abingdon island giant tortoise), 537 nucleotides long. Lineage: Eukaryota; Metazoa; Chordata; Testudines; Testudinidae. The record is from RefSeq and is a predicted model, not a curated record.
AAAGAGAGAAUCAGGCAAAGUGAGAAGAUGGGGCCAGUUGCCUACUUCAGCCUCUGCCUCCUCUGCUGCCUGAUCUUUAACCCCUCGCUGGAGGGAAUAGGCGCCACAUCCUGUCCCCCUGAAUGGCUCUUCUACCAAGGCCACUGCUAUGCGUUCUUCCCCGAAGAGGUGUCCUGGUCAGAGGCUGAGGUGCAGUGUCAGUAUCACCGCAAAGGGGCCCAUCUCGCCUCCAUUAUCACUAAGGCAGAAGGGAACACAGUGGCCAGAUACAUCACAGAGUCAGGUGCCACGGGUCACGUCUGGAUCGGGCUGCACGACCCUCGGCGGAACAGACGCUGGACAUGGACAUAUGGCUCCCUGUAUCGCUACAGUAGAUGGAAUGUUGGAGAACCAUAUAACCUGAACGACAGCGAGUACUGCAUUGAGCUGCUGAAAGGGACAGGUUUUAAGAACUGGAACGAUCAAGUCUGUAACAGGAAAAACGGCUACGUUUGCAAGUAUGGACUGUAGCGAGGGGAGUCACUCGCCUGCACCUGA